This is a messenger RNA of Zychaea mexicana, 447 nucleotides long. RefSeq lists its product as uncharacterized. The record is from RefSeq and is a predicted model, not a curated record. The coding region runs from base 113 to 352 and encodes 79 amino acids. Gene Ontology annotation, molecular function: protein binding. NCBI's taxonomy places the organism in Eukaryota, Fungi, Mucoromycota, Mucoromycetes, Mucorales, Lichtheimiaceae. The transcript is spliced from 2 exons.
UUGCCCUUUCUUCUUCCUUUGUCAGUUAGACUUGCCCCCCCCCCCCGCACCAUCCAACAGAGAGUGGGCAGCAACUCGCCAUUGUAAGCACUUACUAAGACACACAGCAAGCAUGGACUCUCAGGAUGAGAUGUCGGCGUUCGAUGUGGAUGACCAAGGCCACCAAGAGGUCAAGGCCUUCUUCGACCACUGUCGCCUGCUCCAGUACCUGGACACCUUCAUCGAAGAAGGUUUUGAGUCGCUGCCAUCGCUAUUCGAAGUGACAGAAGAGGACAUGAUCGCCAUGGGAGUCAAGCGCGGCCAUCGCAGGGUAAAAAUGUUCUUUGAAUUUCUUUGCUCCUUCCAUAUUUAGAAAUUCAAGCAGGUUGGAGUUUAACUCUUUUUGGCUUUUCCUGAAAUUACCACUAGCUGAUUCAACGGGAUAUCGCAACCACCCGUGGUGGCAGC